UGCACGCACGUAUUUGGUAGGCCUCGAUGUGACGACAAAAAUGAACUCCGGAUUGCCCCAGUUUCACCGCCUGGUCUCGACUUCGACUUGAUCUCUCCGCCGCAGUAACCCUUGUUUCUAUAAUCGAUCCCAUAUUGCUUGGAUCGUCGUCCUCGCGAUUCUUCGCUUUUCCCCGGUUUCUUCCCUCUCCGACCGUUUUCGGCCACCCGGAGCGAAGAGGAACUGAAAUCGAUCCUUUUAGGGUUUGAUCGGAAGAUGGAACCGAUGGACAUCGUCGGGAAGUCGAAAGAGGACGUAUCGCUCCCGAAAUCAACAAUGUUCAAGAUUAUAAAGGAGAUGCUACCACCUGAUGUUCGUGUAGCUAGAGAUACUCAAGAUCUUCUCGUGGAAUGUUGCGUAGAAUUUAUCAAUCUUCUAUCUUCGGAGUCCAAUGAAGUAUGUAAUCGAGAGGACAAAAAGACAAUUGCACCAGAGCAUGUGCUCAAGGCUUUGGAGGUUCUUGGCUUUGGUGAAUACAUUGAGGAGGUUUAUGCUGCAUACGAACAACAUAAGCUUGACACCCUUGACUCACCUAAAGGUGGUAAAUUUAGCGGUAUCGAGAUGACAGAGGAAGAAGCAUUGGCAGAGCAACAGAGGAUGUUUGCCGAGGCGCGUGCUAGAAUGAAUAAUGGAGUUAGCAUUCAAAAGCAGCCAGAGGCUGACAACAAUCUGGAAAGCUGAUGAUGGAUCCUGAUAUUUUAUGAUUGUGCCAAACAUCCUCUAGAGUUGCACAAUCGAAACGAUGACAUUCUAAUGAAUGGCAUGUUGUAGAUGGAGCUAUUAACUAUGACAGCAUUGCCUGAUAAUGUAGCCGUACAGUUUAUGGAAAAGCAGAAUGCUAUAGUGUUUUUUCAUGGAGAUAUAGAAGCUACAUUUGCCAA
Musa acuminata subsp. malaccensis (wild Malaysian banana) is the source of this 920-nucleotide messenger RNA. RefSeq names its product protein Dr1 homolog. Gene Ontology annotation, molecular function: protein heterodimerization activity. NCBI's taxonomy places the organism in Eukaryota, Viridiplantae, Streptophyta, Magnoliopsida, Zingiberales, Musaceae. The record is from RefSeq and is a predicted model, not a curated record.